GGCGCGCGUCUCGCGAGAUUUCCCGGGCUAGUUCUGGCGGAAGCGGAAGGAGGCGUGUCCUUUCCCUCUUCGAUCGAGACGGCAAGAUGAGCAAAGUCUCCCGCGACACACUCUACGAAGCCGUGAAGGAAGUCCUUCAAGGGAGUCAGGCGAAGACACGCAAGUUUCUGGAGACUGUGGAGUUGCAGAUCAGUCUGAAAAACUAUGACCCAAAGGACAAGCGUUUUUCUGGCACUGUCAGGCUCAAGUCCGCUCCACGGCCUAAAUUCUCAAUCUGUGUAUUGGGGGACCAGCAACACUGUGAUGAGGCCAAAGCUGUUGACAUCCCUCACAUGGACAUAGAGGCUCUGAAGAAACUCAAUAAGAACAAGAAGCUUGUAAAGAAGCUAGCUAAGAAGUAUGAUGCGUUCUUGGCCUCCGAGUCCCUGAUCAAGCAGAUUCCUCGAAUACUGGGGCCAGGACUGAACAAAGCUGGCAAGUUUCCUUCUCUCCUCACUCACAAUGAGAACAUGGUGGCAAAGAUUGAUGAGGUCAAAUCCACAAUAAAGUUUCAAAUGAAAAAGGUGCUCUGUCUGGCUGUGGCUGUUGGGCAUGUGAAGAUGACUGAGGAUGAGUUAGUGUACAACAUUCAUCUGGCCAUCAACUUCUUGGUCUCUUUGCUGAAGAAAAAUUGGCAGAAUGUGCGGGCCUUGUACAUCAAGAGUACCAUGGGGAAACCCCAGCGCCUUUAUUAAUGAAAAUAUAAUUAUUUUUGACUACCUUAACGUGUGGAUUUUGGCUUUAUAAAAGUCCUAGUACCU
Messenger RNA from Lacerta agilis (Sand lizard), 800 nucleotides. It is a transcript of the gene RPL10A, whose product is annotated as ribosomal protein L10a. Gene Ontology annotation, molecular function: structural constituent of ribosome; RNA binding. Gene Ontology annotation, cellular component: large ribosomal subunit. Lineage: Eukaryota; Metazoa; Chordata; Lepidosauria; Squamata; Lacertidae. The record is from RefSeq and is a predicted model, not a curated record. Gene Ontology annotation, biological process: translation.